Prunus persica (peach) is the source of this 2849-nucleotide messenger RNA. RefSeq names its product cation/H(+) antiporter 14. The transcript has 3 exons. The record is from RefSeq and is a predicted model, not a curated record. Lineage: Eukaryota; Viridiplantae; Streptophyta; Magnoliopsida; Rosales; Rosaceae. The coding region runs from base 268 to 2724 and encodes 818 amino acids. Gene Ontology annotation, cellular component: endomembrane system; membrane. Gene Ontology annotation, biological process: regulation of pH; proton transmembrane transport. Gene Ontology annotation, molecular function: antiporter activity.
UUAAAUUGAGGAAAGCCUGAUUGAGUGGAGAGGGGCGCCAUUCUCCCGAAUAUUAUGGAAGGUCUCUGUAUUCGCAUGGCUAACUUUGAUAGUUACAUUAUAUUCUAUUAAUAGGUUUGAUGAUCUCUCUCUUUCUCUCAGCAUCUGGUCUCAUUUUCUUUUCAUUCAUCUCUUUCUUUUUCUUUCUUUUUCCCUCUCCCUAUUCCGUUUGUUGUUUCUUUUUCCUUAUGUUCUAUGACAAGCUAUCGUUUUCUGUAAGCCACAACAAUGAGUUUGGGAACCGUCACUGGGCCAUACACCGAAGAAUUUUUGGUGUGCCAAUCUAUCCACAAAAUAUGCCCCAAAAGUUUAUGGCAUGACAUCCAUAUUUUUGAUUAUGCCUUACCUGUUCUAUUGGUCCAGACCAUUCUAAUUUUCUUUGUUUCAAGAUUUAUCUACUUUGUAUUGAGGCCUGUUCAACAAAGUAUGAUGAUGGCACAACUUUUGGCUGGUAUUAUAAUAGGUCCCACCAUUCUAGGGCGGUAUGUGACGUUUAUGCGUUACUUGUUCCCUCCAGAAGGCAGAGUGACUCUUCAAAUAUUUGCAAAUUUGGGUUUCAUGCUUCACUUCUUCAUACUAGGAGUUCAGUUAAAUGCAAACUUACUGAAAAAGGUAGGAACUAAUGCUGCACUAAUAGGGAGCCUGGCUUUUGCUAUGCCUUAUGUUAUUGGUGGCUUGUCCUACUUGACCAUGCGCUCCCUAAUGCCUAUGGACCAGACAUUAAGAACUGGCCUUGUAGUGGUAGUGACAGCGAAUUCCCUUUCUUCCUUUCCUGUCAUUAUCAGCCUCCUUUCUGAGUUAAAUAUUCUCAAUUCGGAACUGGGACACUUAGCCAUCUACACCUCGAUGGUCAGUGAUUUGUGCUGCGUGUGUAUGGCUACAACUUUGACAACAGUUGGUGCGUUCCGCGAACACUCCAAAUGGAAUUCGUUAUCAUCUAUGUUCUGGAUGGUCUUCUUUGUUUUUGUUGUUCUUUUUGUUUUGCGGCCUUUCAUACUAUGGUUAACCAAAAAUACCCCAGAAGGACAACAGUUGGAGGAGUUUCACUUCUUUGUCAUUCUUGUACUUGUCUUUGGGUGUGCCUUCUGUAGCCAGUAUCUUGGCCGGCAAUCUGCAUUUGGCCCUUUAUUGUUGGGCAUUGUCUUGCCUGAAGGACCACCGAUAGCGACAACCGUGGUAAAGAAGCUCGACACCGUCACAAAUGGGCUGUUCAUUCCCGUUUUCUUUGCGAUUAGUGGCUUGACUACAGACUUAAUGGCCUUCCGAGGACGGAGAGCUUUGGCCAUAACCGAGUUAGUCAUCAUUAUGGGAUAUGUAGGGAAGUUCGUGGGCACACUUCUGCCUGCACUUUAUUUCGGAGUUCCUUUCCAGGAUGCUACAUCUCUUGCUCUAAUCAUGUGUUGCAAAGGCAUCAUCGAUGUUGCUAUAUAUAAUGCAUGGAGGGACGGCAAGAUCAUGGAUGACCUUUGUUUUGGCCUUCUCUUAAUUACAAUGCUGAUUGUAACCGGCAUUGCCAGAAUUAUGGUAGGUCGUCUCUACGAUCCAUCGAGGAGGUACACAGCCUACGGGAGAAGGACCAUUCUCAACUCUAGCAACAACAGCAGGCUCCGGAUUUUGGUCUGUAUCCAAAACGAAGAACAUGUCCCGGGCCUCAUAAACCUCCUUGAAGCCUCUAAUCCCACGAGGUUCAAUCCCAUUACAGUCUUCGUUCUACAAUUGAGUGAACUCACUGGCCAUGCAGUCGCUUCGCUUGUUCCCCACUACCAUCUGAAGAAAGUUACAUCUCAGGCCACCAGUUCUGAACACAUUGUCAACGCCUUCAACAGAUAUGAGCAGCGCCAACAAGGGAGUGCUCUGGUGCAGCACUUCAACGCAAUUGCGCCGUAUUCAAGUAUGCAUGACGACGUAUGCAGUUUGGCACUGGACAAGAGUACCACCAUUGUAAUCCUUCCUUACCACAAGCAAUGGACAAUAUUUGGAUCAGUGGGAGCAACAAACCGUUCUAUUAAAUAUGUCAACGGCAAAAUCAUGAACAAGGCUCCUUGCUCUGUUGGCUUCCUGAUUGACCGUGGCCAACUAGGUGGUAACCCCUCUGUCGUAAUAGGGAAGACAUUUUAUCGAAUCGCCUUACUCUUCUUUGGCGGUGUGGAUGAUUUGGAGGCACUUGCCUAUGGCAGACGCAUGGCUGAGCAUCCGAAUAUCAGCUUCACACUGGUUAGAUUCAAACACGAAAAAGUGCCCACCAAAAAGGGGGAGGUUAAUCCUGAACACGAACUGUUACGUGAGUACAUGAUCAGAGCAGCAAUGAGCAAGGAGAAAAACCAGUACAGAGAGGAGACUGUGAAAGACGGGUCUGAAACUACGCAGAUAAUACGUUCUAUGGAGGAUGGUUUUGAUUUGGUGAUUGUGGGUUGCCACCAUGAUCCAGAGUCACCACUUUUAUUAGGCCUAAUGAAUGCAGAUUGGGUGGAGUGCCCUGAGCUUGGGGUCAUCGGAGACAUUCUAGCCGCUACAGAUUUUACAUUUUCAGUUUUGGUGGUGCAGCAACAGCCACCAACAUCCACUUGCAGCAGAUCAGUACAAUCGCGUGUCUUUCCUGCUUCCUUUGAUGAUGAAGGAGAUUGUCCACCACCUCACUCUACAAAUCCAAUAAGUAGUGAUGAGUCAAAAAGAUGCCCAGUCUAGCAUGUCCUUCACUUUCAGUGUAGUGUUUUUCUGUAGAAAUAGGAGGUCUGCUUUUGUUUUUAUCAAACAAAGUGUAUAUUGUUUUAGCGCCAAGAGUUCUUCUAUGUACAGAAUGAUGAAGAAGA